This is a messenger RNA of Durotheca rogersii, 1692 nucleotides long. Its product is annotated as glycoside hydrolase family 76 protein. Lineage: Eukaryota; Fungi; Ascomycota; Sordariomycetes; Xylariales; Xylariaceae. The transcript is spliced from 4 exons. The record is from RefSeq and is a predicted model, not a curated record. Gene Ontology annotation, biological process: carbohydrate catabolic process; fungal-type cell wall biogenesis. Bases 305 to 1531 code for a protein of 408 amino acids. Gene Ontology annotation, molecular function: mannan endo-1,6-alpha-mannosidase activity.
UCCCCUCCUUUUCCUUAUUCCUUUCUAGCAUACUCAAGGCCUGCGUGAGUCGUUAACAGGCGUCUUUCCGGGAAUCUAGACGGCUGCUGUUUCUUAUAGAUUUUUCUAUAUUUCAUUGUCUCUUUGCUCGCUAUCAUAACCGACCGGUUCCUUUCGUUAUCCUGCACCGGGUGUGCUCCUUAGCUUUCCCAAUCGGUCCCAGUUCAGAUUUGUAGAGUGUAUUACGCAAGACCUGUUUCCAGGUUUCGAUAUCCCGUUAGAACCACUACAAGGAAAAUUAUCCCUGUCAUCCGCGAACUCGAAAAUGUUUGUCAAAUCUGUCAACGCUGCCGCGCUGGCAGCGAUAUUCAUCCCGCCCAAAGACCUCGAUGUCAACAGUCCAUCAUCGAUACGCAGUGUCGCUAGCACGAUUGCCCAUGGGCUUAUGUCCUAUUACUCUGGAAAUGUGACCAACACUCCAGAGACUAUUGCUGUUUUCCCUCAACCACAUUUCUGGUGGCAAGCAGGCGCAGCCUGGGGAGCUAUGUUGGAUUACUCGCAUUACACUGGUGAUUCCAGCUACGAUGAAGUCAUCAAGCAAGCUCUUGUGUCGCAAGUCGGCCCCAACUUUGAUUUGAUGAACCCGCUUCACUUUGGAUCCGAAGGAAACGAUGACCAAGCCUUCUGGGGCUUUUCUAUCCUCGAGGCUGCCGAGAGGAAUUUCCCGCAGCCCGACGACAACAUCCCACCGUGGCUCGACAUCGCGAUCAACACCUUCAACACCAUGGCCCCGAGGUGGGACGAGACUGCCUGUGGAGGUGGGCUUGCCUGGCAGAUAUUCGAGUCGAACCCCAAUGGCAUGAACUACAAGAACAGUGUCUCCAAUGGCGGGUUCUUUCAACUGUCAGCGCGCCUAGCUCGAGCGACCGGUAAUGCCACUUAUUACGAGUGGGCGAAAAAAGUAUGGGACUGGUCCGAGAAGGUCGGUUUCAUCGACCCCAAAACCUUCAUCGUCUACGAUGGUGCCGACCGCCGGGACAACUGCGCCGAGUUGAAUAGACUGUCGUUUUCGUACUCGCAUGGGAUUUACUUGUACGGUGCCGCGGUUCUCUACAACUACACAGAGGGCGACAAGGUGUGGGCCGACCGCACCAACAACCUCUUGAAGGGAGCCGAUCUUUACUUCAGUCCCUUUGACAACUCUACGAACGUCAUGUUUGAGCAAGCCUGCGAGCCGUACGGAACGUGCAACAACGACAUGAAGUCCUUCAAGGGCUACCUCUCGCGAUUCAUGUGGGCCACGACGCGGAUGAUGCCCUCGACGCUCGGUCGCGUCGAGGAGCUCCUGAAGCCUAGCGCCGCCGCCGCCGCCAGGGCCUGCUCCGGAGGUGCCAAGGGUACGGAAUGCGGCCAGAAAUGGUACGUUGGAGGCUUCGAUGGCGUGGUUGGGCUCGGCCAACAGAUGACUGCACUGGAGACGGUCCAGGGUCUUCUUUCCCAGAGGGCACCACCCCCAUUCAAGGCUGGCGAGAUUAAGCACGUCAAGGGCUAAGGUGGCUCGAUAUCAAUACUUAGAAAUAGCUCCGUCGUCGUCGCUUAUAUUAACUGCUAGGAAGCGCCGAACCUUGGACCGUACCCUCGGACUAGGGCCUAGCUUUGGGUUCUCGCAUGGAAGGAAGAUGUUCGAUAUGUCAUGCCAGACAUAAAGCAUAA